This is a messenger RNA of Actinia tenebrosa (Australian red waratah sea anemone), 915 nucleotides long. Its product is annotated as chymotrypsinogen B. Lineage: Eukaryota; Metazoa; Cnidaria; Anthozoa; Actiniaria; Actiniidae. Gene Ontology annotation, biological process: proteolysis. Gene Ontology annotation, molecular function: serine-type endopeptidase activity. The record is from RefSeq and is a predicted model, not a curated record.
GUGCACAUCAUCGCAAAGGAUCUACGACGGUCCAACAGGUCGUCAAAGUAAAGAAAAUAUUUAAACACACAGGGUUCUUGCUSUACCACUACAAAGAUGACAUUGCCCUUCUUCAACUUGAACAUCCAGUAAAGCUAAGUUCAAAGGUCAAUCUGGCUUGUUUACCGACAGAAGAGGCUCGAGUUGGUGAUCAAUGUUUUGUUUCAGGAUGGGGCCGUCUUCAUGAAACUGGUGCAGUUCCUGACAUCCUCCAGCAGGCUGUGGCUCCAAUUGCAUCACAUGCAGAUUGUAAAAAGCAAUAUAAAACAGGAAUAUACCGCUACACUCACCUUUGUGCUGGACAGGCACAGUCCAGUGGAGCUAGUGCCUGCCAGGGAGAUAGCGGUGGUCCUCUGGUCUGUAAGGUUAACGGUAGAUGGUUCUUGCAUGGUAUAGUCAGUUUUAGUGCCAGUGGAUGUCUUCCUACACACUAUACAGUAUACACAAGGGUUAGCUCUUAUAUCAAGUGGAUAUUUGAUAGAAUUGGAGGCAAUCCUCCUACCAAGCUCCCAGCAUUAACAACGAAUAAACCAACAUCUAUCGCACAGUCUACAAAUCCACCAGUACAACCUUCCACUCGUCCUGAGCCAACACAAAGUCCUACCACUGGCCCUGAGCCAACACAAAGUCCUACUACUUGCAAAGACAAGGCAAGCAAUUGCCAAGGACUUCAAAAUAUUUGCCACACGCCAUUCAUGAAGCGAUUCUGUGCUCGAACGUGUAAGGCUUGCUAGAAGAGAGACCAAAACGCCCGACACCUUAACCAGAUCUUUAUCAAGAAUUUUACUGUUUGCUCUGUCCUGAUUUUGUAAAAUUUAGUAUCUUUUUCAAAACCAAGAUAAAAGCAAAAAUAAAGUUCAUCAAUUAUUUCACAAA